Molecule: messenger RNA, 5089 nt
Organism: Coregonus sp. 'balchen'
Lineage: Eukaryota; Metazoa; Chordata; Actinopteri; Salmoniformes; Salmonidae
Source: the annotation of a GenBank genome assembly
AUGGGUUCAGUGCGGUGUCCGCCACCUGUCCCACACCCCACAAACCUACCUGUCCUAGAGGCCAAAGUAGAUCACUUGACUCACAAGUUGGAUGAGCUCCUCUCCAGAGAAAUAGGUGCCUGCACCAUCUGCUCCACCUGCAGUCUGCACAGUGGCCAGCCAGAGGCAACAGAAAGGCAGCUUGUGGCCCAGUCCAGGCUGCUAGAGAACUUGGAGAGGAAGAUCAGUGAGAUGCAGAGGACCUUAGAGGGCCUGGCCAAAGGUAACGUUCAAUCGAUCUGAAAUGACACAUGGAAGUAUUGUAUUGUUAUUGACAAUCUAAGUUUGACUGAGCUCUCUACAGGAUUGACCCAUGGUUUAGUAUUUCAAUGUCUCAAUCAAUGCCGUGUAUCUGCAUCAAAGUUUCAAACUGCAUUUCAAAGGAGAUUAAUAGCUGUGAAGUGGACAUGAAUUACAAUAAUUUUGUUCACAAAAUGUUGAUGUUACAACAACGUCCAUGCUACUGUGAAGAUGAGAGAGGCUUGUAGGAAAUGUGUCCAAUUUCCUUUGAGGAUAAUUCGGUUUUGUCUUGUAAAUGAGGUCUGGAGCAAAGGAACCCCCACACUUGCCAGGGAGCUUCCCCAGCCCCACCCAUCGAGCCACCACCUAGGACAGUAUAUCUGCCAGCCAGGACGUCAUUAGUCACUUCUAAGGUACUUUGAGUCUGUUUCCUCAUUGUGUGCAUGGUUAUGUGUAUACACUGCAUGGUCUUUUUCCAUGUUGAUAAAUGUCAACAUGGUAAACAUGUACAAUAUAUAAAUGACAAAACAUAAAGCAACUGUUUUAGUUGAUGAUUGGUCAGUGGCCCAAUGUCUGGUGCUAUAUGUUCUCUCAUGGUCAGGAUGAGAUCCCGGAUCAGUUGGAGACAAACAGACAGCAGGACAAGACACAACACACUCCUACCACCCCAGCAAAGAAAGGUAACUAUAUUCAUACUCGAUGAGCUCUAGACCAAAUGCAGGUGACCAAUAUCCAGGGUGGAUUCAAUUGGUGUGUUAUUUGACAGAGAUAGAUGCAACGAAAACAUUGACACGGCUGGCAGUAGCGGUUGUCCCAUCAACGGUGCACACUCAAAAGACUUUGACUCAGACGAGGACCACAGUGACAAAGAACCAAGCGGCCACACCCAUCGAGGCAUCACUUAGGACAGCAUCUCUGCCAGUCAGCGAUUCAUUAAGCACUGAAAAGGUACUCUUAUUGUAUGCUUUUUCAUUGUGUGAAUGGUUUUGUGUAUACAUUGCAUGGAUAUGUGUCUACUUGAUAUCUCUAAAUGGCAAAACCUAAAACGAGCCUUUUAAUUGAUGAUUGGUCAGUGGCACACCUUGUGAGAUGCUCAAGCGGCCUCUAUGUUUCUCUCAUGCUCAGGCUGAGACCCAGAAUCAGUUUGAGACGAACAGACACCAGGAAACAACGCAACACACUCCUAUCGCUCCUGCAAAGAAAGGUAAUUCACUUCCAUUUUAGUGGUAUGACUAUAGUCAUGUCAUACUCUGUGAGCUUAAGACCUACAUUUGGCUAGAUUGAGCUGACCAACAUUCAUGGCUUCGAUGGGUGUUUAUGUGUUAUAUGAUAGAUACAAACACAGUGAAAGCAUUGACAUAUGAAUGGAUAGACAUAUAUUAAUUAAGGGGUGUCUGCAGGUAUGGGAGCAGAGCAAAGAGACUGUGUUGGGGCUGCAGCAGGAGAGCAGCGGAUUGGAGGGAACCAACAGGGGGUCAGAGGUCAACCAAUGGCAGCAGAGUCCCACAGACAGAGUGAAACUAAAAGGGGUGGGAUGAGAGAGGUUCCAGCUGUAGCGAUUGUCCCAUCAAUGGCGGACACUCCAAAGACUCAGACGAGGACCACAGUGACGGAGAACCAAGCAGCUGCUCCCUCAAGUCCCACCCCCGCACCAAAAAAUCAGUCUGGGUUGGCUGUCCUUAUGGCAACCGUGGAGAGCUCCUCCCUCAGACAAGUGCACAGCUGUCCAGAGUCCUUGCAGAGGUAAAGGAGCUUACUCAUCACCUAACAUACAUACUAAUAGAAAUGAUCAAUGAUUGGAUAUCAUAUCUAUAUGUGAAAAACUCGACACAUCCACCACCGAUGUGAAUCACAUUGCUUUCCACCAUACAACGUAUAAACGCUAGUCUGCUCUGUUUGUGCUGGCCUUCUUUCUGGUCCAGGAUCCAGAGCUCAAGGCCCAUGCCGCAGUCUGUCUGCCCUGCCCGUGGACCUGCUGUUGGGAAGACCUGCAGUGUGUUGGGAAGGGCUAGUCCAGUUGCAGCCAGUGGAAUACAGAUCAGAGUAGUCCCUGCUGCAGCAGAAAGGACCCGGCCCAAGUCCCCACCCAAAACCUGCCAUAAGGUCAUAGGUGAAUGUUGACUUCCGUGCACAAAAGGCCUUAGUGUUUGAGAAUUUGGGGAUUAGUAUGCUAGUAUACAGAGAAGUGUACUGACGUUGUGCUAAUGAGUGGUGCCCUCCCAAUCUUUAUCUCUCGCUCUCUCUCUCUCUCUAUCUAUCUAUCUCUCAGAUGACGUUCCCCCCCAGCCGGCUCCUUUCCUUCACCACUGUGUGUCGUUGCGAUCCAACCCCACAUCUGACACCUUCAUUAUCCACACCAGAGAGGUGCUGGGGAGGUAAGCUGACAUCUGUAGCCUACUGGUCUGGAAUAGUGGUAGAAGUACUAAUCUGUCAGAUGUUAUCUACUGGCUAUUGGGUUUGUGUGUUAAUGAGUUAAGAAAAACAAAUUUUUCCCUCAGCGGACGCUUUGGCAAGGUGCACAAGUGCACCGAAAAAUCCUCUGGACUUAAACUCGCAGCUAAGAUAAUCAACACACGGACUGCUAAAGAAAAGGUGAGUGAGUAAGUUGACUGAUAAAUGAGAUAAUUUGCAUUUUGUCCACUCAAAGCAGUCCUACAUUUCAUGACUACAAAUAUAUAUACUGCAUAUUUACAGGUACAUAUUUGUAUGUUCAUGUACACAUUUGCCUGUGUUGUUCUCUCAGGAAAGGGCAAAUAACGAGGUGCAGGUGAUGAACCAGCUGAGUCAUCCUAACAUCCUCCAGCUCUACGAGGCCUUUGAGGCCAAGCACCAGCUGGUGUUAAUUCUGGAGUAGUAAGUGGCUACUAUUCCUUCAUAUUCCACUCUGCUAUUCAUUGUCAUUGGUUAGCAAGAUCUCCAUUACAUUGUAGUGCUUCCAAACAUUCUACAAAUCAUUUAACAGGGAUCAAUAAAUUAACAAUUAAUUAAUAUACUUUAAUGAUCUCCUGAGGGAGGAUUUGGUUUGCUGGCAGCACUCAGAGACAUAUAUACAGAACACUGAAUCACCACAAAUAUGGAUACAUUAUGAAAACAAAGACAAGGUGCAUUACAUACAGUAUACCUCAAUCAAAAGUACACAAUGGAAAGGGGAGAAAGGAGAAGUGGAGUUGGUCAACCUUAUGUCUGUGUGUGGCAGUGUUGAGGGCGGGGAGCUGUUUGACAGGAUUGUGGAUGAGAGCACACCGCUGACCGAGGUGGACGCCAUGGUAUUUGUCAAGCAGAUCUGUGAAGGGGUCAGCUACAUGCAUCAGAUGUAUGUCCUCCACCUCGACCUGAAAGUGAGUAUGGUGGACUGGAUGUGCAUUCCAGAUUUCAAGGCUCACCACCGUCACAAAUGCCAGGCACAUUUUAAUCACUACUUGAAGCACAGUGUGGUCAGUCUCACCAUAACUCAAAGAGGUAUCCAUGUGUGUUGUUGUGAGAAAAGUAAUCAAUGGUUAAUUUAUACAAAUGAAUUUGCACACUCCGAUGUUUACAGCCAGAGAAUAUCCUUUGUGUGAAUCGCACUGGCCAUCAGGUUAAGAUUAUCGACUUUGGGCUGGCAAGAAGGUAAUGCCUCUCUUCAGCUGUGUGUGUGACUUUGCAAGCUUUAUUGUGAGCAUUGGUAGCAGCUUUCUCAAAAAGAACCUUGAAAAUGAAUUUUCUUUCUUCCUCGGAAUCAGAUACAGGCCUCGGGAGAAGCUCCGAGUAAAUUUUGGAACCCCUGAAUUUCUGGCCCCAGAGGUGGUCAACUUUGACUUUGUGUCCUUCCCCACAGACAUGUGGACCUUAGGGGUCGUCACUUAUAUGCUGUGAGUCUAAUAUACCAGCCUCAUAUUCCCUAACAGCUUAGUUAAACCAUAAGUUGUAUGGGGCAAACUUACUUCCACGUAAGUAACAUUUCUACUUAGUGUCCCAUUGACAUCAAUGCAUGACUAAGUAAAAAUGUGACUUAAGUGGAAGUGAUGAUUCACCCCCCAUGUCCCUACCAUGCAUGCUUUUUAAUUGUGACCUGUGUCCCUGUGUAUGUGCAUGCGUCACUUCCUUCAUCUCAUCCUCCGCAGUCUAAGUGGCCUUUCACCCUUCCUGGGUGACGAUGAUAGCCAGACCCUCAACAACGUCCUCUCUGCCAACGGUUCUUUUGAGGACGAGGCCUUUGAGCACAUCUCAGCUGAGGCCAAGGACUUUAUCUCCCACCUUCUGGUCAAGGAGAGGGGGUGAGGGCCAAAGCUGAAAUAAUAAUCAUAACACUCAUGAUUUUGAUAAUUAUUACAGUUUAUUAGUUAUACUUCUACCCUGUUCCCUGUUUGGCCAGAGGGCGAAUGAGUGCUGCACAGUGUCUAAGACAUCCGUGGCUCAACAACAUUGCAGAGAAGGCCAAGGGCAGCAAUAUAGUACUGAAGUCCCAGGUCCUGCUGAAGAAAUACCUGGCCAAGAGACUAUGGAAGGUCAGUCCAACAUAUUUCCUCCACCACACAGUGUGGUUCAUUUAGUUGAUUUUGUAGUUGGAAGACACAUUGUUCACAUUACGGAACAGUUUUAUCCUCUUUGCACUACAAUCAGCUCUUUCAUGUCAAUUGUUUCCGGCCAACCAUUGUUGAUCAGAUGCAUCCAACCUUCCUGCCUUGCUCACUGUAUGUUGUAAAUGUGCUUCUGUGCUUAUUGACAGAAAAACUACAUUGCGAUAGCAGCAGCCAACAGAUUCAAGAAGAUCAGCAGCGGUGGGGAGCUGACCUCUCUGGAUACGGAUAUGGAUACAGUACCUAUAGCA